AUGGCUCGUACUCGCAGUACCCCCAAGAAGGCCACUGGUGGCAAAGGUGCCGCCGCGCUCCUCAAGACCUCUGGUAAGGGGCAGAGCGCUCGCGCUACUAAGUCCGCCCGCGCCCCUGCUGCCCCGACUACCCCCGUCAAAUCGCCCAAGAAGAAGCUUGUGCGCGAGCGUACCCGGGCUCAGGUUCGCCAAGAUCUACGCGAUAAAGACCGUGCUGAGCGCAAGGAGAAGGGACUGGCCCCUCGCACCUGGGAAGACCGUCUCGAAAUCGCCGACGAAGACCUACCCCCUAUCGUAACCUUCACCGACGACCACUACGAGCUCCCCUGCCUGGGUUGUGUGCGCUCUUGCCUUGCUGGUAAGGGUGAACUUGAGCACUGCAAGAGUGAUCCCACUCGCCGCGCUCAACGCUGUGCCCUUUAUGAGAGUGGUAGUCACAAGUGCGAGCCUGUUCCCAACCUGAUUGAGCCUCUUGUUCGGGUCUUGAAGAAAGCCAUUCUUGACGACAAGGAAAGCAGGAUCAGCAAUGCCCGGGUUGCUAUUCGCCUGCAGCUUGACACCCUGUACGACUCUGAGACUGCUGGGUUUUACAGUGCUCGGGACAAGGCUACGAAGCCCCUUGUCACGAUCGGUGAAGCGGCGGAACGGGCCUUGGAGGAAGGCUUUGAGGAGGAAGGCGCAGGGGAUGGGGGUGACUCUUCCGCUGAGCAGAAAGUUGCUGCUCGCAAGAUCAUCAAAACCCUGUCUGCCCUGCUUUGA
Molecule: messenger RNA, 759 nt
Organism: Fusarium odoratissimum NRRL 54006
Lineage: Eukaryota; Fungi; Ascomycota; Sordariomycetes; Hypocreales; Nectriaceae
Exons: 5
Coding region: 1-759 (252 amino acids)
Source: RefSeq, a predicted model, not a curated record